GAGAGACGUGCCUACAGCUGCAGUUCUACUGGGAACCUUCUGCUUUUAUACACGAUUAUGGCUCUGAGGAGUUGCUGGCUGUUUGGGAUCUUGUUGCUUUAUUUAAGAUCAGUAAAAGGUGAAGAAAAAGACAUUUUUAUGAACGGGACUAUUAAUCGUAAUAUCACACUGCCAUCUGCCCCAUUUGAGUCUAUGGGUGAAUGGUUCUUCUAUGGACAAGUCAAGGACUUGAAAACAGAAAACAAAAAGUCCUUGUUUUACACUGAUAAUAAGUUUCCUGACAAGUUGCAUAAUGCAACCAACACUAGAGUGCGCCCAGGGGCCAAUGGGUCCCUUGUUAUUAAAUAUCUGUGCAAGGAGGAUGAAGGUUUGUACCUAUUUGAGUAUGACGACAGCAAGAGAUACAUCCACCUCUCACUGUUUGAUGAGGAACAAAAGAACAUUACUGGGAACAGUACGGAUCUCGGAAUAAGCCCCAUUACCACAAGCAGUGCCGCAGGUAAUCAAUAUAAAUGGAAAAUCUGGAUUAUGAUUGCCGUGUGUUGUGCAGGUUGCUGUUUAGUGUUUGCAGGUUUAUUUUGGCUGAAGAAAAGAAGAAACUUAAAGAAGGCAGAGAAUAAAGAACAAGAAGAAAGAGAACAAAACAAAAGGAAUCUGGAUAUUGAAACUGGAAAUAACAACGGACCUGCGGGAAAGAAAGACAUUGCUACUUUAGAUGCCUGCAAGAUGGAGACAGAUUUGAUAAAGAACAUUAAUAUUAUUAAAAGAGAUGAUAGAGAUGAUAAGGACGAGGAAGAUAUGGCAGAGGUUCCUCUUCUGGAAGGACAGAAUCAAAAAGAUCCUGAUUUAAAGGACAGCACAACGGAGGCUGAAGACACAGAACUGAAUAUUGACCAAGAAAGUCUGGCCCUGGGCUGCAGUGAUACAGACCAAACCAAUGUAGAUCCUAUGAUAUAUGAUAAUAGAGAAUAUAGCCCUGAUAUAAAUAAUGGGGAUAAAGAUGAUAUAAACCAUAGCCCUAAUAUCACAGAUAACUGUAAUAUAUCUGAGGAUCCAGGUAUAUUAGAUACAACUGGAGAAAAUCAAACUAAACACAUAAUAUGUAAUGGUGAGGGCACUAAAAUAAAUGCUAUUAAAUUUAAUAUAAAAGAAGAGACAAUAGAAUUAAUGGCCAGCUACCCAGCAGAAAAUGAGGGUAACUCUGGCAUUAAUAUUCCUAAUAGAAAUCUUAGUUCUUUUUAAACCAAGUCCAGUGAUGAUGAUUCGGGACCUCAGGAAGGUGCUGUUUCACCAUUUACAAAAACUUGAAUUCAGGAUAAAAUAUUUUUUUUUACAUUUACCAAAGCAUGUGCUGAGUUUUUAAAUCAAGCACAAUUGCCCUAUACUUACCAUCUGCAGGGCGGAUUUGUGCCUGACCAUGACCCUGACUAAUCUUGAGAAAGGGGCAUUAGACUCAUAGCACCAAUGGCAUUUAUCAUCCACACAGCUACAUAAUAACAUAGUGAUUUAGCUUGAACAAAGACACAUGUCCAUCAAGUUCAACCUUAAGUCUAUAUAUAACCUGCCUAACUGCCAGUUGAUCCAGAGGAAGGCAAAAAACCCAUUUGAAGCCUCUCCAAUUUGCCUCAGAGGGAGAAAAAUUCCUUCCUGACGCAAUGGACGCAAUGCAAUGGGACCAGUCCCUGGAUCGAUUUGGAUCAGUUCUAUAAGCAGCAAUGCCAUUGGUCAUAGGGUCCUAUAUAAUCAUAAACAUUUCUUUGAAAAUGAUUUGCUUUAUCUCUGUAAUAAUAAUAAUCAGAUAAUACUUAAUAAUUAAUUGUAAACUUAAUGAUCAUAUAUCUGCAUGUGUUAUAUGGCUUGGAUGUUUUUUUAAAAAAAAUUUUUUUGAUGUUUUCUGAGAUAUAUUUUUAUAGAGAUGACUCCUGCCAUGAUGAUGUUGUUUAAUUUUCUUUCGUUAGAUAUAAAUCAGAAUGGAAAAUAAUGAGCCUGAUUUAUGUAUGAUGUGAUUAUAUAAGACUGAAAUAAAACAUGUUCAUACGUUAA
Messenger RNA from Xenopus laevis (African clawed frog), 2043 nucleotides. RefSeq lists its product as uncharacterized. Lineage: Eukaryota; Metazoa; Chordata; Amphibia; Anura; Pipidae. The record is from RefSeq and is a predicted model, not a curated record. Bases 58 to 1242 code for a protein of 394 amino acids. The transcript is spliced from 5 exons.